This is a messenger RNA of Astyanax mexicanus (Mexican tetra), 6776 nucleotides long. RefSeq names its product elongation factor like GTPase 1 (gene efl1). The coding region runs from base 171 to 3596 and encodes 1141 amino acids. The transcript is spliced from 21 exons. Gene Ontology annotation, molecular function: GTP binding; ribosome binding; GTPase activity. Gene Ontology annotation, cellular component: ribonucleoprotein complex; cytosol. NCBI's taxonomy places the organism in Eukaryota, Metazoa, Chordata, Actinopteri, Characiformes, Acestrorhamphidae. The record is from RefSeq and is a predicted model, not a curated record. Gene Ontology annotation, biological process: cytosolic ribosome assembly.
AACCCGCGUAAUGCUGCUGGAUUCACGUGGACUUCAACAUGCUUUGAUGUUUUGCUGAAGUUUUCUAGCAUUUUAUUUUGAGCUGGAGUUUUGUGCUGUGUUUUGAUCACGUGUUUAUCUGAAGCUGUAGUAGCUCAGUGUUGAGCUGCAGUGAGAGAUCGAUCAUCAGAAUGGGGCACACAAGUCUGGAAAAGCUCAUCAGACUACAGAAAAAGACCUCCAAUAUUAGGAAUAUAUGUAUUCUGGCUCAUGUUGAUCAUGGAAAAACGACACUGGCGGAUUGUUUGGUUGCGAGCAAUGGCAUCAUUUCCACUCGAUUAGCAGGAAAGAUGAGGUAUCUGGACAGUCGGGAGGAUGAGCAGAUCCGGGGAAUAACUAUGAAGUCCAGCGCCAUUUCUUUACACUUUACAUCAGGAGAAAGUGAAUACCUCAUUAAUUUGAUCGACUCUCCCGGUCACGUGGAUUUCUCCUCUGAAGUGUCCACAGCGGUGCGGCUGUGUGACGGCGCUAUCGUUGUGGUGGACGCUGUAGAGGGAGUAUGUCCUCAGACUCAAGCAGUGCUGCGGCAGGCGUGGCUGGAGAACAUCCGACCCGUACUCGUUAUUAAUAAGAUCGAUCGGUUGAUUGUAGAGCUCAAGCUGAGUCCACAAGAGGCCUACACCCACCUGCAGAAAAUUCUAGAACAGGUAAACGCUGUUACAGGUGCACUGUUCACUUCUAAAGUCCUGGAGGAGAGGGCAGUGAAGGAGGCGGAGCUUGAGGGGGCGGUACCUGAGGGGGAGGUUCCAGAACUCAGUGGAGGGGAGCAGGUUUACGACUGGAGCGCCGGUCUGGAGGAGACAGACGAUUCACACCUGUACUUCAGCCCAGACCAGGGUAACGUGGUGUUCGCCAGCGCCUUCGACAGCUGGGGGUUCAGCAUUCAUCAGUUUGCACAGAUCUACUGUCAGAAGAUGGGCAUUCGCUCGGAGGUUCUGCAAAAGACCCUGUGGGGCGAUUUCUACAUCAACCCUAAAGCCAAGAAGAUCAUGAAGGGAGCUCAGUCUAAAGGGAAGAAGCCUCUGUUUGUCCAGCUGGUCCUGGACAAUAUCUGGAGUUUAUAUGACGCUGUGGUGACCAGAAGAGAUAAAGAGAAAGUGGAGAAGAUCGUGGCGUCUUUAGGGUUAAAGGUCAUGGCGCGGGACCUUCGACAUUCCGACCCUAAAGUUCUCCUGAGUGCUAUCUGCAGCCAGUGGUUACCCCUCUCUCAGGCAGUGCUGUCGAUGGUGUGUGAGAGGCUGCCGUCUCCUUCUGAAAUGAGCGCUGAAAGGGUGGAGAGGCUGAUGAGCGUCGGCACGCGGAGGUUCGACUCACUGCCUGAGAAAACACAGCAGCUGAAACAAGCGUUCCUGGACUGUGUGAGUGAAGACUCAGCUCCAGUGAUAGUGUUUGUGUCGAAGAUGUUCGCUGUAGACUCCAAGGCCCUCCCUCAGAACAAGCAGAGGCCUUUGACUCAGGAAGAGCUCGCCCAGCGCCGGGAGUUGGCCAGACAGAGACAUGCGGAGAGGCAAGCGACCAGUCAGAUCGCGGAAGACCCUGACUCAGCCAGCGCCGGGGGCGCCCAGACAGCGACCCCCACCAACAACACCAACACAGAUGCCGAUGCACUGUGUGCACAAACGGAAGCUCUAUCAGUGAAGCCCGCAGAGGAAGAGGAGGAGAAGAAGGAGCACUUCAUCGCAUUCGCUCGUGUCUACAGCGGCGUGGUCCGCAGGGGUCAGAGGGUGUUUGUGCUUGGCCCCAAAUACGACCCUGCGCUCACCCUCAGAACGCUUCCUGAAGGAUGUUCAGCAGAUGACACUGUGCCCUCCGUGCCCCACCUGGCCUGCUGUACGUUGGAGCAUCUCUACAUGCUGAUGGGUCGUGAACUAGAAGAGCUAGAGGAGGUUCCUGCUGGUAAUGUUUUAGGGAUUGCAGGAAUGGAGGACUUCAUCCUGAAAUCAGCCACUGUCUCCACCUCUCCAGCUUGCCCCCCCUUCACCCCCCUCAACUUCGAGGCCACGCCCAUCGUCAGAGUCGCAAUCGAACCCAAACAUCCCAGUGAAAUGCCUAAGCUGGUGCGUGGGAUGCGGCUGCUGAAUCAGGCUGACCCGUGUGCAGAGGUGUUGAUCCAGGAGACCGGAGAACAUGUUCUGGUGACGGCCGGAGAGGUGCACCUGCAGCGCUGUCUGGAUGACCUCAGAGAAAGAUUUGCCAAGAUUGAGAUCAGCGCCUCCAAGCCCAUCAUCCCGUUCCGCGAGACCAUAAUCCGCCCGCCCAAAGUGGACAUGGUGAAUGAGGAUCUGGGCCGGCAGCAGAAGGUCGCGGUCAUCCAUCAAGCCAAGGAAGAGCAGUCCAAGUACCCUGAGGGGCCCCAGGUGGACUCCGGUGGCCUGGUCAACCUCACCACCCCCAACAAAAUGGCUACCAUAGGGGUUCGGGCCGUUCCGCUUCCCGAAGAAGCGACGCGGCUGCUGGAGGGGAGCGCCGAGCUGAUCCGGACCAUGGAGCAGUUCAGCCUGUUCGCUCGAGAAGGAAAGACUCUGGAGAUCAGCCAGAAGACUCUUGAGCAGAUUCAGGAGUUUAGGACCAGGCUGGAGGGUCACCUGCAGGGCUGGAAGUGGAGGAACGCUGUGGAGAGGAUCUGGGCUUUCGGGCCGAGGCGCUGCGGGCCCAACAUUCUCCUGAACGGUGUGGAGGGAUAUCAGAGACCAUCGGUUUGGCAGUGUCUGGAGCAAGAGAAGGAGAAACCUGAAGCUGCUACGCUUCGAGAUUUUGAUAACAGCAUCGUUAGUGGUUUCCAGCUCGCUACGCUCUCCGGCCCGAUGUGCGAGGAGCCUCUGAUGGGCGUCUGCUUCUCAGUGGAGAGCUGGGAGAUGAAAUUAGCACCUCAGUUUACUCAGCAGGACUCGGUGGAGGAGGAGACCGCUUCUCGACAGGGUUCAGAGAACAGCGACAAUGAAACAAGAGCUGCAGUGAGUGGAGAGUCUGAGUCUGGUGGAAGUAAUGAAGCAGAAGCAAGCUCUUCGUCUGCUGGAGGUCAGAGCAGAUGGAGGGGGGACGUGACGGACUGCUACGGGCCGUUCUCCGGGCAGCUCAUCGCCGCUAUGAAGGAGGCCUGCCGCCACGCCUUCCAGGCCAAACCCCAGAGACUGAUGGCCGCCAUGUACACCUGCGAGAUCAUGGCUACUGCUGAAGUUCUGGGUCGUGUGUAUGGUGUUCUCUCUAAGCGUGAGGGGCGUGUCCUAAAUGAAGAGAUGAAGGAGGGAACGGACAUGUUCAUCAUCAGGGCCGUCCUGCCUGUGGCCGAAAGCUUCGGGUUCGCGGACGAGAUGAGGAAGAGGACCAGCGGCCUGGCCAGCCCACAACUGGUCUUCAGCCACUGGGAGGUUAUCUCCAGUGAUCCGUUCUGGGUGCCCACCACUGAGGAGGAGUAUCUGCACUUUGGAGAAAAGGCUGAUUCAGCUAAUCAGGCGCUGAAGUAUAUGAACGCCGUCCGGAAGCGUAAGGGUCUUUACGUGGAGGAGAAGAUCGUGGAACAUGCGGAGAAGCAGAGGACCCUCGGCAAGAACAAAUAAAUGAGAGCAUCUUUGCAGUCGUGAACUCUCUGUUUCAUUCCUCUGCUGUACGUUCUAAUAAAGGGAGUUCUCCAAGGGUUCUGGAGUGAAGACUGGAGUGGUUUGGUUUGCAGCUGUGAGAACUUUGAGAGCCGUUAACGUAUAAGUGGUCCUUGAUAUACAAGGAAAAAUGAACUGAAGAUGUUUUUACUGCAUUUUGAACUGCAUAUAAACUUGGCAACACUUCUAAUGAAUCCUAUAUUUUUUAUAACGCAUUAUGUAGCAUAUAUAAUACCUUAUAAUGACCACCAUAAUGUUUUUAGAACUCUUAACAUACAUAAUACAUCAUGUGUAUCUUCAUAGAGACACAGGUGCUUUAUAUAAUGCAUUUAUAAUAUGGCAUUUUAUAUGGCAUAAUAAUAACUUAAUAACUUUAAAUGAUUGUUAUAAGCUUGUAUGCCUCAUACAAAAAAAAAUAAGAGACCACUUCAGACAAUAUUUCCCCCAAAUUCCAAAAAAAUAUUGUCAUUUAGAGCAUUUAUUUGCAGAAAAUGAGAAAUGGCUAAAAUAACAAAAAAGAUGCAGAGCUUUCAGACCUUAAACAAUGCAAAGAAAACAAGUUUAUAUUCAUAAAGUUUUAAGAGUUUAGAAAUCAAUAUUUGGUGGAAUAAACCUGGUUUUUAAUCACAGUUUUUAUGCAUCUUGGCAUGUUCUCCUCCACCAGUCUUACACACUGCUUUUGGAUAACUUUAUGUCUGCACUCCUGGUGCAAAAAUUCUAGCAGUUCAGCUUGGUUUGAUGGCUUGUGAUCAUCCAUCUUCCUCUUGAUUAUAUUCCACAGGUUUUCAAUUUGGUAAAAUCAAAGAAACUCAUCAUUUUUAAGUGGUCUCUUAUUUAUGUAUUUUUACAGAGCUGUGUAUAAGAUAUUGUAUGAUUUUGCCAUAUACUAUCUGUUCAUAAGAACAUUGUACAUAUUGAUAUAUGACUUUUUGAAACCUGUCUUCAUAAAGAGACAUUCUUGGUCAUUAUAAGGUAUUAUGAAUGCCAUAUACUACAUUAUAAAUGCAUCUGUGAUAGAUUAUGUACUGUACACAGGAUUCAAUUGCAGUGUUACCAAACUGAUUUUCAGUACAACAUCAACAGCAGCUUUUGAGCUUUUGGUUGUGAAUUACAGUCCAGCUUCACUGUGAGGUGUAGAUAAUUAAAUGAUCUCUAUUCAGGUACUGUACACUCUAUUAUCACAGUUUAAUCCCUGCAUUUGUGGGUCUGGGAUGGUCAAGGUGGUUGAAAAUCUGGUCAUCCAGACAAAACCGUAGCUUAUAAAGGUAAACUAGCUGCUCAAGCAGCUCCUGACCAGAAUAGUGAGUGUAGUAUUUGAUUUUUGUUUUCCUGGUUGAUCUGCUUGUUUAUUCUGGUCAUGUUGGUCAACAAACUUGAAAUUUCUGGCCACGUUGAUCAACCAGCUUGGUGAUUCCAGUCAUUCUGGUCAUACUGGUCAACCAGCUUGGUGAUUCAGGUAAUGUUGGUCAACCAGCUUGGUGAUUCCAGUCAUUCUGGUAAUGUUGGUCAACCAACUUGGUCAUUCUGGUCAUGUUGGUCAACCAGUUUGGUCAUGCUGGUCAUAUUUGUCAAACAACUAGGUCAUUCUGGUCAUUUUAGUCAACCAGCUUGGUCAUGCUGGUUAUGCUGGCUACCCAGCUUGGUGAUUCCAUUCAUUCCGGUCAUGCUGUUCAAACAGAUUGAUCCUUCUGGUCAUGCUCGUCAACCCGCUUGGUCAUGCUGUUCAACAAGCUUGGUGAUUCCAGUCAUUCUGGUAAUGUUGGUCAACCAACUUGAUCAUUUUGGUCUUAUUGGUCAACCAGCUUGGUCAUUCUGGUCAUGUUGCUCGACCAGCUUGGUCUUUCUGGUCAUGCUAUUGAACCAGUUUGGUCAUUCUGGUCAUGUUGGUCAACCAGCUUGGUCAUUUUGCUAAUUCUGUUCAACCAGCUUGGUCAUUCUGGUCAUUCUGUUUAAGCAGCUUGUUUUUUUGGUCAAGCUGUUUAACCAACUUGGUGAUUCCAGUCAUUCUGGUAAUGUUGGUUUCACCAAUUUGGUCAUUUUGAUCAUGUUGGUUAACUACUUUGGGCAUUCUGAUCAUGCUGUUCAACCAGUUUGAUUAUUCUAGCCAUGUUGGUCAACCAACUUGGUCAUUCUGGUCAUGCUGGUCAACCAACUUGGUGAUUCCAGUCAUUCUGGUAUUGUUGUUCAACCGGCUUGGUCAGUUUGUUUCAUGAUGGUCAACCAACCUCGGGUCAUGUUGGUCAAUAAGCUUGGUCAUGCUAGAGAACCAACUUGGUCAUGCUGGUCAUAUUGGUUAAUCUAGUCUGGUGAGGUUGAUCACACUUGUAGACCAGCUAAUCCAUCAAACUUUAACCAAAAUCUGGUGCUGGUCAACCAGCUUGAUCUGGCCAACCAGCUUGAUCUGGCCGUGCUGUUUUUUUUAUCAGGGAUAUUAAUGAAUUGUCUUUAUUAGGCUAAAAUUCUGAACAGUUCUGAUGUUUGGCAUGUUGAUUAAAAAUUGGCUAUUAUUCACAAAAUAAUUAAUCAGCUUGAGAAAUGGUGAACUGGAGCUGAAGAUCUACAUUCACAUCUACAGUGCAGAUGAUUAAAUGAUUAUUAGUUACUUGAUAGUUUGUUUGUGGCUGAAGUUGAACUUGGAGUGAAUUGAGAUUUUGCCUGUAGAUCUGGAAGAUUUUAAUCAUUGUUAUUAUUAUUUAUAAGCAGUGAGGUGAGUGGUGAUGAUUGCUGAAUGAUUUGUUCUUUUUUCUUGAUCAGGGUUUUCAGAAGCUUUUAGAAGCAAAGGUAGUCAAUGAACCAAGGCACUGUACUGGAUCUAUGAGGCUAAUGCAGCUAACAGCUAAUGGAAUCCAAUACCCCUUCAAUUAGCAUGCCUACAGAAGAGUGCCGGCAACAAAGACCAAAAGUGAUCUGGCAUUGCAGCCCAUACAAAAUUGCAGAUUUCCAAGCAAAAUCCUUAAAAAUAUCAAAACUUCAUCCGAAUAAACAUGAUGAGUGAGAAGAAGCUGCUGGGUCAAACAUAUAUUAGAAAAAUACAUUUAUAAAGAUUGAAACCAAAGUUCUGUUGUUAAUGGAAAAAUAAAGCUGACACUGGUGAUUUUUUUAUUUUUAGAAAAAAUAUAAUAAAUAAGACUGGGAACAUUC